AUGUCGUAUUACGAGGGCCAAGAAGCUACUGGCUUUGUCGAGGGACAAGACUACGAUUACAGCAACUACGAUUAUGGGGGCGCGUAUCCAGAAGGGGGCGAUGGUGGAGAUGGAGGAGGGGACUACGCGGGCCAAUCAGAUUGGGCAAACGGCAGUGGAGGCGAGUACUACGAUGAGAAUCAAUCUGCCUACGUCGAUGGCAACGGCGAGUACUACGAUGAGAAUGGAGGCUACUACGACGAGAAUGGGAACUACGUUUAUCCUUCUUACGCCGAGGGUGAAGAUGGAGCGACCAACUAUGAGAAUGGAGAUUAUCAGAGUGAUGGGAGAGGCGUGGACGUCGGCUACACAGCAUCUGCCCCCUCACCACCAACCACUUCGUCGUCUCUGUCUUCGUCUUCCUCACAAGAGGGCGGCAUGCCGCGGUCGGCUUCCUCACACAUGCUAGCGCAACUUGCAAGCGAGUUUGCGUUGGACUCAGCUUCUUCUUCGCCUUCUUCUUCGCUCUACCUGCCCGCUCCCGUCUCUACCGAAGCCACAACUGCCAAGGCCAAGCCGCCCCCGCCCCGGCUGCGCAAUGGCGAGAUACCGCCCUACUACGACGACGAGGAGACCGGCUACCAGUACUACCUCGACGACGACGGCAACACACAGUGGGAUCUGGUCGGCUACUACGAGUACGACGGGGAGUACGUCUACUAUGAAGAUGUCGAAACCGAAAUGAACACGCGCGCCAUUGAGGAGGAGCUGGAGAACUACCAACACCAAUACAACGACGACGAGAAGACCGACAAGGAAACGGAGGAGGAGCGAAAAGUACGUCACAGGGCGGCAGUGAGCAAGGAGAUCAUCGAGACCGAAAAGAGCUAUGUGGAGAGCUUGGACAUUCUCGUCAAGAAAUAUAUGGGACCCCUGGUGGCCAGCGGAGUGUUGGACAAGGACGAGAGAGCCACCAUCUUCUCCAACAUUCCUUCUCUGCUCUCAAUCAAUAACGCCCUGCUGCGGGACUUGAUGCUUGUGGAUGAGACCACCAAGGUGACACCAUCAGGCAAAUCCUUUGCCGAUGUCUGGCUUUCCACGGUCGAGUAUUUCAAAAUGUACAGCGUUUAUUGUACCAACUACCCCAAUGCCCUCAAGUUUACGCAAACGAUGCAGAAACAGAAGCCUCAAUUCCAGAACUUCUGUCGGGAGCUGAAAAAUUCCUCGGCCUCCAAGCUGGACCUGACCGACUACCUCAUCAAACCGGAGCUGAUCAGGAACACAGACACGGAGGAGAACCCGAAGGAGUACGCCAAGUUGCUCGAGAUUGAGAAGCGGCUGCAGCAGGUGGCUGGCCAUGUAAAUGAAGCGAAGCGAAUGGCGGAGAGUCUGCAAAGCGUGGUGGAGAUAGCUUCGUUGCUCACCGAUCUGCCGCCCACGUUCACGCUCGUGGAGGCCAACCGGAGGUUCCUGUUCCGAGGCACCUACUCUGCACAGGUUCGUCCGCGCAUGCUCAGCAAGCAGCUCAAGUUUGUGGCUAUGCUUUGGAUUCGCUCGAUCAUCGUGCGAGAUCCCGGCGACACGAGGCUCGAGCUGGAGGACGAAGGGGUGUGUCUCCUGAUCGAUUUCAAGGAAGCACUCGAGAAGGAGAAGUGGCGCUCAGAGAUCGAGGAUGAGAUCAACAAGGCACUCAAGUCCCGACCGAAACGACGACAGAGGCCGGGCGAGCUUCAGCGGGAACAGUCCCUGUUCAUCAACAAGGACAACCUCAGCAGCGAGCAGAUGUCAUCGCCGCGAUCGGGUGAUGACCAAGAGGGCGACGGUGACGGCGAAGGGCAGGGCAGCUCCAUUAACUCGUACGAUACCAUCCACCGACUAAUCGAGCACGAGGAGGAGCGCAAGCGCGAGCUCGAUCGCCGCCUGCUGGAGCUCGACGCCCGCGAGAAGGAGAGCCGCGAGCGACUGUCCGCUGUCCGAGCGCGCAACGCCGAUCUCGAGCGCGAGAUCGCCGAGUGGCAGGCCAAGGUGCAGAGUCUCGAGGGCAGCAGCGCCAGCGCUGGCCUGGGCUCGUCAGCCGGUGGAGAAGACCUCGGCUCCCGUUCGAGCCGCGGUCCCCUGCCUGCGGGCUUCGCGACAAUGCGGAAGCCAGCACCAGGUGCCAGCACGGCGCCCGACCCCAAUUUUCCCAAGGGUCCCUUCAACAAACGGAACUCAGUGCUCCACAGCUGA
Molecule: messenger RNA, 2208 nt
Organism: Acanthamoeba castellanii str. Neff
Lineage: Eukaryota; Discosea; Longamoebia; Acanthamoebidae
Product: RhoGEF domain containing protein
Exons: 15
Coding region: 1-2208 (735 amino acids)
Molecular function (GO): guanyl-nucleotide exchange factor activity
Source: RefSeq, a predicted model, not a curated record